AUGGAGAUCCCUGAUAUCGUGAGCCAUGAUUCAGAUGGCUCGGGCUCCUCGGACGAGUUCCCUCCUCAAUACCCACUGAGGGGAAACUCAACCUUUGGCGAGGCCUUCAUCGACGGGUCUCAGGUCCAGACUCCGGCCACCACCAUCACAUCAUCACCCCCGUCGUUGACUACCAGCUUGGGCGGAUCGUGGUGCAGCACUCCAACAACGCGUCCCCGGGGAACCAGCGUUGGUCCAGCCUCAGCCGUCCUGGAGAAAGCUGAUGUCCUCGGCAUGCCGGGAGAAUUGCGGCCUCAACGACCGUCGGCGCCCGCACGAACACCUUCCAACACAUAUGCUCCCCAGCGCCGUCCACCACAGUAUAUCAGUCUUCAGCAAGGCGAUCGACAACGCUCCUCCUCCACCAAACGAGGAGCCCGGCGGGAUCCCAAUGCACAGUAUCGUGCCCAGGAGAAGGCUUACGUGCAACGCAUUCGGGCCAAUCCUCAGGCUUGGUACCACCACUUCGAUGACAUGCAGCCCGCAAACACAAUGUCCGGGGAUGCAGAUCUCGAGGAUCCGUCACCCUCCUCCGAGGUGCCCUUCGACGAUGAAUCCUACGACCCGGACACCCAACUGUUCCUCCCGGACGACAACCUGCCCACCAUCGAAGAGCUGAAGAACCCCAAGAAUCAGGAACGCCUGGAAUGGCAUUCCAUGUUGGCCUCUGUGCUCAAGGGUGACGUCGUCCGACAGGAGAAACAGCGGUUGAUCGACUCAACAGAAUCCAAACGAUCGGCUGCCUUGGGAAACGCCCUUUGGAUCGGUGUGCGUGCGAGGACAUGUGGCCGAAGCAUCGCCCUGCAGCGAAAACUCAUCGACGAUUCCCGUGCCCAGCUCGGCCCUCUGAUUGAAGAAAUCAUCAACUUCCAGAUCAAAGGUGAGACGGAAAUUGGCAAGCCUCCCCGCAAGCAGGUGGAGGAUAUAGUCGCCAAAGUCGAGAAAUGUGAAGUGCUCUAUUCAACCCUUAAGGAAAUGGAGAUUGCAAACCCCCGCACGGCCUCGGAGGGGUUCUACUCCAGUCGCGCGGCCAUCUUCGCCUGGCACAACAUCACCGCCUUGAUCAACACCGAAUUGGCCGUCCUGCAAAGCUGGGUCGGCAACGAUGCUUUGGAUUUCAGUCAGCCGAGAACAAUCUAUGAGCAUAGCGAACUAUCGGAAGAUUCAUCGUUCCUAGAUCGCAUUAUGAAGGAGGAUGGUCUGAAGACGCUACAAGGUGAUCACAGCAUGCUGAACAGCCUUGGCAGAGUGAUCCAAAAAGCCAAGGGCACACUGAUCGAGAACGCCGAAGCCUUUUCUGCCCGACAUCUACCGCCAUAUAUCGAAGAGUUAUUGACAUUGAUCAAUUUUCCCUCUCGUUUGAUUCAAGAGAUCAUUCGUGUGCGCUUGUCGUACGCCAAAAACAUGAAGGACCCGGCCCAGCAGUCACCAAUUCUGGUGGAUCAGAUGAUCUCUCAGUUCCAGAUCCUGAUGCGCGUAGCCACACAGAUCAAACAACGAUACCUGGAAAUCUCACGUCCCGAACCCGGCUGGGACUUGCCACCAUGUGUGGAUGAAAACUUUGAUUCUGUGGUGCUGGAUGCCAUGAAGUACUAUUUCAAGAUCCUGAAUUGGAAACUCAAUGCGAACAAGAAUACUUUCAAAGAGGCCGAGAUUCUGGAACAAGAAUGGGAGUUCUCCUAUGUGAUUGGCCGCCAGAUUGAAAAUGGCGACAUUGAAGUUGCUGAACAGUUCAGUGCUUUGACUGCCAAGUCGCUCCAGCGACUCAUGAUUCACUUUGAACGCGAGCUGGUUCCUCGACCUAAUGAAAGUGUUGCGGACAUGGACAAGCGUUACAAGAGCAUUUUGGAUUCGACACGUAUUCGCCAGCGCAAAUUGUAUCGAUUUUCAAAAUUCCUGUGUCAAUUGUUCGAAAAUGCCACAGAGUACAACCUCACCACAGAUAUUGCCUACGAGUUCUUCGAGGCGCUUCUUGUUUCAGAUCACUUCCUUGUCACCUCACCAACCUCGGUCGGUCAGAAGGGCGUCUACCUGAUUGCCCAUCACUCCUUGUGGAACCGACCAGCGGACAUUCAAGCCAUUCUGGCUACCUCGUUUCGAGAGGACGAGUCCACCAAGGAUGGUCCGCAUAUUCCGUAUGUUCUGGUCAUUCGUCCUGAGAAGCCGAUCGCAUGGGCUGGAAAGGAGAUGAAGGUUGGUUUCUUGGAGCAGCCCACCGACGUCCGCCUUGGCAAGCUUCGUCUAGUUGUCGAGGGUAUGCAGGAACGCCUGCAGAAUGCCAGAAUGGAGUUGGCCCAACUGACGGGCAUUCAACUGGACAUGGCCAUCGGACAGCGUGCCAAUCUAGGCCGUGUCAACGUGGAGUUGAAUAAAAUCAAAAAGAUCUCAUUCAAGCUGUCCAUGGCUAUCAUGGAUAGCGUCGCUGUGAUCAAAGAUCAGCUCCGGGAGAAGACUUGGGAAAACAACGAUCUCAUUCAAGCCUGCUAUGCAUUUGCCACGGAAUUCGGUAAGCGUUCCAGCAACUACGUGGAUGCCAAUCGACGGGCGAUGAACAGCGCCCGCCUCGUGGAGCUGUCACUCGAUUGGGUCUCCUUCAUUUGUGAUGAGUGCGACGCUGCAGACCGUAAGACUUUCAAAUGGGCGGUGUCGGCGCUCGAGUUCGCGAUGGCCAUUACCACAAGUCGGCACUUGCUUUCCAUGUAUGAAGAAGAGUUCAGCCGCCUGCGCUCCAAAGUGGCCGGAUGCAUGUCUCUGCUCAUCUCCCACUUCGACAUCAUGGGUGCUCGAUCCUCCCUUGCGGCCCAGGCCGAGAAACAACGUAUGGAGGAGCGUGCCGGCCACCGAAAAGUCGGAGCCGGACGAAUCCUGAGCGACGAGGAGGCAUCGAAGCUUGUGCGCGAGCAAUGGCUUGCUCGUUUGACGGAGCUUGAAGAUCGACGACUGGACACCAAACGCCAGGCGCUUGGUCGAGUCCUUGAGGGCUCCGACGAAGCCGACCGCUCUUUAACAGUGCUGUCAUCCUCUGCCACCAACGUGACUCUGCGUUGGCAGCAGGGACAAUUUAUCGGCGGUGGUACAUUUGGCUCCGUUUAUGUGGCUAUCAACCUCGACAGUAACUACCUGAUGGCCGUCAAGGAAAUUCGCCUGCAAGAUCCUCAACUGAUUCCCAAGAUUGCGCAACAAAUUCGCGAUGAAAUGGGCGUAUUGGAAGUCUUGGACCAUCCAAACAUCGUCUCUUACCAUGGUAUUGAGGUGCAUCGAGACAAGGUCUACAUCUUCAUGGAGUACUGCUCAGGUGGUUCACUCGCAAGUUUAUUGGAACAUGGCCGCAUUGAAGACGAAACGGUCAUCAUGGUCUACGCACUACAACUUCUCGAGGGUCUGGCAUACCUUCACCAGGCGGGUAUUGUGCAUCGGGAUAUCAAGCCCGAAAACAUCCUGCUGGAUCACAACGGUAUCAUCAAGUAUGUGGACUUUGGUGCCGCCAAGAUCAUUGCUCGCACAGGCCGCACCGUGGCGCCGGUGGAUGGACCAAGCAACAACAUGCUCGCAAAGGAUGGUCAAAUUGCCAAUCAGCGAGGCAAGAAUCAGAAGACAACCACAGGAACCCCAAUGUACAUGUCCCCCGAAGUCAUUCGCGGUGAUACCUCGGACCUUGUCAACCGACAGGGCGCCGUUGAUAUCUGGUCUUUGGGCUGUGUGAUUCUUGAGAUGGCCACCGGCCGACGUCCUUGGUCUACCCUGGACAAUGAAUGGGCAAUCAUGUACAAUAUUGCCCAGGGUAAUACGCCGGCCCUACCGACCCAAGAUCAGCUCAGUGACAUCGGCAUCGACUUUGUGCGCCGCUGCUUUGAGUGUGAUCCUCUGCGACGACCCACCGCUGCCGAGUUGCUUCAACAUGAGUGGAUUGUCUCCAUUCGUCAGCAGGUGGUCGUCGAGCCUCCCACUCCCGGCAGUGAGAAUGGAUACAGCAGCUCAACAAGCUCCAUGAGUCGUCAGAGCUCAACUUAUGCUUGA
This is a messenger RNA of Penicillium diatomitis, 4056 nucleotides long. RefSeq lists its product as uncharacterized. Gene Ontology annotation, biological process: protein phosphorylation; stress-activated MAPK cascade. Lineage: Eukaryota; Fungi; Ascomycota; Eurotiomycetes; Eurotiales; Aspergillaceae. The transcript is spliced from 2 exons. The record is from RefSeq and is a predicted model, not a curated record. Gene Ontology annotation, cellular component: cytoplasm. The coding region runs from base 1 to 4056 and encodes 1351 amino acids. Gene Ontology annotation, molecular function: MAP kinase kinase kinase activity; ATP binding.